GAGGGGCGUAGAAAAGAGGCCAUAUUGUACAGUUCAGUACAGUUAAAUUGUACAAGAAAAAAACGCAAAUAAAAAAAAAAAGGAAUAUAGGUAUUGCGAGCAGUGAAACAUCAGUUCCAUAUAUGUUCGUCAAUUAAUUUGUCUGUAAUAAUAAUAUAUUAUUUUAGACUACUGAUAGAUAUUAAUAAAAUUUAUAAACUUGAAGUAAUAAUAAUAAUAAUGAUAAUAGAUGGUUGGGUUGGCUGUUUUUUAUAGAGAAUCAGACAGAGAAAAAGAUCGAAAAAUAAAAAGGAAAAAAGAGUGAAUUGACAUACGUUAAAAAAAGAAAGAAAAAAAAAAAAAAACAAUACUAUAAAAAAAAGUUGAAGCAAAAGACAGAAGAGACCAAAGUUCUUGUAUUCUGUGUGUCUUGACGAGUGAGACCAUUAAACUAUUUCUCGAUUAUUCAACAUAUUCACAUCGAGCUUAAAGUUACAGUAGAUAAAUACAAUCUUAGAUUUUUUCUUUACAUUUUCUACAAGAGCGGAGCAAGUGACAGGACGAGAUGGGCACUAGAGACGAUGAAUACGAUUAUUUAUUUAAAGUUGUUCUCAUUGGAGAUUCUGGAGUUGGAAAGAGUAAUUUACUAUCACGAUUUACUCGUAAUGAAUUCAAUCUUGAAUCCAAGUCAACAAUUGGUGUUGAAUUUGCAACGCGAAGCAUACAGGUUGAUGGAAAAACAAUAAAAGCUCAAAUUUGGGACACUGCUGGUCAAGAACGCUAUCGUGCAAUUACAUCUGCAUAUUAUCGUGGAGCGGUUGGUGCACUGUUGGUCUAUGACAUAGCAAAACACUUGACCUAUGAGAAUGUUGAGAGAUGGUUGAGAGAAUUACGAGAUCAUGCAGAUCAAAAUAUUGUCAUUAUGUUGGUGGGUAAUAAAUCAGACUUGAGGCAUCUUCGUGCUGUGCCUACUGAUGAGGCCAAAGCAUUUGCUGAAAAAAAUGGUCUAUCUUUUAUUGAAACAUCAGCACUUGAUUCAACUAACGUCGAAACUGCUUUUCAAAAUAUCUUGACAGAGAUUUACAGAAUUGUUUCACAGAAACAGAUAAGAGAUCCACCUGAAGGUGAUACAAUCAAAGCUCAAAAUGUUGAAACCAUUGAUGUUAAGCCAACAGUAAAUUCUGAUGGCAUGCGAAAACAAUGCUGCUAGUAACUGGCUGCAUUUCUUUCAACUAAAUUGAAAGACAACCAGACGAAAUUGGUAACUGGUGAUAGAAAUUGCAGGUGCGUAAUGGUACGAGAACUAAGACUGUGUGCGGGCCUGUGCUCUCGUAUACUAAAUGGAUUUCGUCUUUUUUUUUUUUUUUUUUUUUUUUUUUAGUUUCUCUCUUUUUUUGCUUUAUCGAUAUUAUGAUAUGAUGCCUAUGAUGCCGUGAACCUAUUAACACAUAACAAAAAAAAAAAAAAAAUACACACAAGCACACAUUUGCAUCACCCAGAAAAAUAAACCAAUAUGGAAGAUUAAUAGUUCAAGUCAUUUAAAAAAAAAACAAUAAACUGAAAAUCCUCAAGAUUUAGGGUGAUCUAAAGUAUAAUAAUAAUAAUUUUAACAAAUGUUUUUAAAAUAAAUAGUGCUUGUUGAAUUCAUUGUACCAUAUAAAUUUCAUUAAAAAUUAAAUUUUUGUUAA
Molecule: messenger RNA, 1667 nt
Organism: Aphidius gifuensis
Lineage: Eukaryota; Metazoa; Arthropoda; Insecta; Hymenoptera; Braconidae
Gene: Rab11
Product: ras-related protein Rab-11A
Exons: 5
Coding region: 545-1189 (214 amino acids)
Biological process (GO): exocytosis
Cellular component (GO): recycling endosome
Molecular function (GO): GTPase activity; GTP binding
Source: RefSeq, a predicted model, not a curated record